Messenger RNA from Cydia splendana, 8046 nucleotides. RefSeq names its product neurobeachin-like (gene rg). Bases 157 to 8046 code for a protein of 2629 amino acids. Gene Ontology annotation, cellular component: cytosol; membrane. The transcript has 44 exons. Gene Ontology annotation, molecular function: protein kinase binding. Gene Ontology annotation, biological process: intracellular protein localization. Lineage: Eukaryota; Metazoa; Arthropoda; Insecta; Lepidoptera; Tortricidae. The record is from RefSeq and is a predicted model, not a curated record.
CGGGAAAUCGUGGUCUGGCAACACUGAAUAAUUCCAAAAUGGCAGAAUGCGACUUUCGUGUGUUAUCAUGUGAGCCGAUUUAAUAAUGUUUUCUUGAAUAUUUGGUGUUGAGUGGAUUAUAAAAUUGUGUAACAGUGAAAAGUGACCUAAUAUACCAUGGCGGACCUAAAAUCACCGCCGUUCAGUGAUAUUAAAAGACCUGAGGAAGUCGUCAGGAUGACGACGAACGAUAGCCUGAAAUUUGCAGUUCUUAUCGGGCUCAUUGAAGUUGGACAAGUCACCAACAGGGAGCUGGUGAACACUGUCCUGCACCUGCUGGUGGGCGGCGAGUUCGAUAUGGAGCUCAACUUCGUCAUCCAGGAUGCGCAGAACAUCCAGCACAUGCUGGAACUGCUGGACCACUGCCCGCCCAGCUUACAGGCGGAGAUCUGGUCUGUGUUCAUCGCGAUCCUGCGCAAGAGUGUCCGCAACCUGCAAGCCUGCACCGACGUGGGAUUAAUACACCAUGUACUGCAGCGACUGCCGCGCGCCGAGACCGUUGUCGCAGAUCUCCUCAUCGAGAUGCUGGGGGUGCUGGCCAGCUACAGCGUCACUGUCAAAGAACUGAAGCAGCUAUUCAGCGCCAUGAAGGCAGUCAAUGGGAAAUGGCCCCGGCACUCGGCGAAGCUGCUAAACGUGCUCCGGCAGAUGCCGCACCGGAACGGCCCGGACGUGUUCUUCAGUUUUCCCGGACGGAAAGGCUCGGCGGUGGUGCUCCCUCCGCUGGCGCGGUGGCCCCACGAGAACGGCUUCACGUUCACCACCUGGUUUCGGCUGGACCCCAUCAACUCGGUCAACAUCGAGCGUGAAAAGCCCUACCUUUACUGCUUCAAGACGAGUAAAGGCGUGGGUUACACCGCGCACUUCGUGGGCAACUGUCUAGUGCUGACAUCUAUGAAGGUGCGGGGAAAAGGGUUCCAGCACUGCGUCAAAUACGAGUUCCAGCCCAGGAGAUGGUACGCGAUCGCGGUUGUCUACAUCUACAACCGGUGGACCAAGAGCGAGAUCAAGUGCCUCGUCAACGGGCAGCUCGCCUCCAGCACUGAGAUGGCGUGGUUCGUCUCCACCAACGACCCAUUCGACAAGUGCUACAUCGGAGCGACAGCAGAGCUGGACGAGGAGCGCGUGUUCUGCGGACAGAUGGCCGCCAUCUACUUGUUCGGAGAGGCGCUCACCACCCACCAAAUCUGCGCCAUGCACCGUCUAGGUCCCGGGUAUAAGAGUCAGUUCCGAUUCGACAACGAAUGUAACAUCAGCUUACCGGAGAACCACAAAAGGGUGAGCGAACAAGCCGCUCUCCUGCUUGCGAACGCAGAAGUCCCCCCUCCCGAACCCGAAACCCCCCCUCCUGACCCUGAACCCGAACCCCAACCCGCUUCGCUGGAAGAUACCAAGGCGGCAGAAAAUGAAGAAGCAUGCGUAGUUGUUAAAGAAGACUCGACGCCUCGAGGAAGAAAGAUGGCUGACGAGGCGCGCGAAGUGGCCGCCGCGCAUGCGUCGCUGCUCGUAGAUAUUGAAGCAUGCAAGCGUGUGCUGUACGACGGCAAAUUGUCUUCGGCGAUAGUGUUUAUGUACAACCCCGUGGCAACCGACGGGCAACUUUGUCUGCAGUCCGCUCCUAAAGGCAACGUGUCGUAUUUCGUUCACACGCCGCACGCUUUGAUGCUGCAGGAAGUAAAAGCAGUAGUGACACACUCGAUACACAGCGCGCUCAACUCCAUAGGCGGGGUCCAGGUUCUAUUCCCGCUCUUCGCGCAACUGGACUUGCCGCAUGAUGCUCCGGCCACGGACCCGAAGCGCGACCCCAUGCUAUGCUCAAAACUGCUCGGCUUCGUCUGCUCCCUCGUGGAAUCCUGCGCCACCGUACAGCAGCACAUGCUGCAAUGCCGUGGGUUCCUGGUCAUCUCUCACAUGCUGCAGCGCUGCAGUCGAGACCAUCUGACGCCCGAGACGCUGGCCUCGUUUCUGCAUCUGACGAAGCAUCUUGUUACUUGCUGCUCUCCUAAUUCCGAUCUGCUUUUGAAACAGUUGCUGGACCACGUGCUCUUCAACCCGGCAUUAUGGGUUCAUACUCCAGCGGCAGUCCAGGCUAGACUGUACUGCUACUUGGCAACGGACUUUCUUGCUGACGCUCACAUUUACGGCAGCGUGCGGCGAGUCAGCACAGUUCUGCAGACCGUACACACGCUCAAGUUCUACUAUUGGGUCGUUAAUCCGAGAGCGAAAAGCGGCAUCACGCCUAAGGGAUUAGACGGUCCCAGACCGGCACAUAAAGACAUCCUCACAAUUCGCGCGUACAUUCUACUGUUCCUGAAACAACUUAUCAUGAUUGGAAAUGGUGUGAAAGAGGACGAACUUCAGUCUAUCUUGAACUACCUAACAACGAUGCAUGAGGACGAAAAUCUACACGACGUUCUACAAAUGCUAAUUUCGCUGAUGUCUGAACACCCAAGUUCUAUGGUACCAGCUUUUGACGCUAAAGGCGGAGUGCGGACAAUCUUCAAGCUGUUGUCUUCUGAGAGUCAAUUAAUCAGGCUGCAGGCGCUCAAGCUGCUCGGCUUCUUUCUGAGCAGAAGCACACACAAGCGAAAAUACGACGUAAUGUCACCACACAACCUUUACACACUCCUCGCCACGCGUCUCGCCGGCGGCGGCUCAGGCGGUGAGGCGCUAGCCUUACCCGCCUACAACGCCCUCUAUGAGCUGCUGACGGAACAUGUUGGCCAGCAAAUACUGUACACGAGUCAUCCGGAGCCGCAACCGCAUUUUAGGCUUGAGAAUCCUAUGAUCCUAAAAGUCGUCGCCACGCUCAUCCGCCAAUCCAAGCAAACAGAACAGCUCCUCGAAGUCAAAAAACUCUUCCUCUCCGACAUGACCUUACUCUGCAGCAAUAACAGAGAGAACCGCCGAACCGUCCUCCAAAUGUCCGUCUGGCAAGAAUGGCUGAUAGCGUUAGCGUAUAUCCAUCCGAAGAACGCUGAGGAGCAGAAGAUAUCGGACAUGGUGUAUAGUCUGUUCAGGAUGCUGUUGCAUCAUGCGAUCAAGCAUGAGUAUGGGGGGUGGAGGGUGUGGGUCGAUACGCUGGCUAUUGUGCAUUCUAAGGUGUCCUAUGAAGAGUUCAAACUCCAGUUCGCCCAAAUGUAUGAACACUACGAGCAACGGCGAGCUGACAACAUCACCGACCCGGCGGAGCGGCAACAGCGCCCCAUCUCCACCAUCUCGGGCUGGGACCGCCCCGACCCCACACCACCAGAACCCACACACAAAAGCCAUCAUGCCGCUCAGACGGAAAUCGGCAAAGGCCUCUCCCUAAGAGAGGUCGAAGCCUGCAGUUGUACUAAUAAAGAGGAAACAAGUGACGACGCGCGGACUACAGAACCUGUGUACAGUGAAGUGUGUAAAGCCCAUAGUCCUAUUAAAAAUACCGAAGUGCCCUGCGUCGACGGUUGUGAUAGUGUUAAAUGUACAGAUAGUGAGCAUGCUGUGGAUGAAGACGGACGACGCAGCGAGACUGGCGCGGAGAAUGAGCUAGUGCAGUCUAUUAUUAAUGAAAAUAUUCUUUUAGAGAGCUCUGAGUCUGGAUUGGGAACGAUAGAAGCGGAUUCAGAGAAAACUGACAAACCUUUGUCUAGACAAGGGAGCUUAGAUUACAUUCCAGUGAGAGAUGUAGGUGAAAAUGUACUUAAUGAUAACACGGAUAAAAGCGAAGGUAUUCCUUCUAGUUUAUCAGCGAGUGAAACGGCGAGUCCGGAACGCGUCGCUGAUCCCUUAAAUUUAUCGAAUGAGAGGGAAUCUGAACUAUCAGAUCCGUCCGAAUUGUACUUAACUCCCAGUGAAGCGACUAGUCCUAAGAAAACACAAGAUAAGACUGACUCAAUCAUUCCUGAUGAUAUGGACAGCGAUGAUCCAAAGAACAUCGCGAUUACCAUUGUCAACGACGUGUUGUCGAUAGCGCUCGAAACUGUGAGGUUAAAAGCUGACGACGAUACUGAUUCUGGGGCCAUUUCAGGCGGAUUGCAUUCUGAAGGCAAUACUCCUAACGGCCGAGAAGAUUUCGAACAUGAAAUUGAAGAAAUUAUCGAUGAGAAGCGAACAGCUGAAAUGAUCGCUAACGAAGUUAUCACAGACAUACUAUCCUCUGUUGUAACUAGAAGUGAACAGAAACAGAGUGAACUAGUAGAUGAAGAAGAUAACAGCCACCAUAGAGUGAUACCAUCCGACCAUCCACACGAAGGAAACGUUCUGCCUUUAGACGGUGAAUUUUUAGUCGAUUCUCCGCGAAAAGAACCAGUGGAAAGAAUCGAAGCCGAAGAAGUAGACGAAGUUACAAAAGAAAAUGCAAAAAACGAAAGCCAAAGAAUGGAAACCAACGAACCAGAGGAGCAUAAGACUCCAGAAAUCCCGCCGAUAUCGACGAUUAGUGAAAACAUUUCCCUUGUAAAUAAGAAGGAACAAGAAAAUGAAGAGGAAAGAAAUCGUGAAUCGAACGAAAGGGACAAGAGAAGAGUGAGCUUACCGGGUGAUAACGAGAUGAAGCAGGAUAGCAAUAAGAACGAGGGUGUUUCCUCGCAAGGAACGAAUACGUCAACGUCGCCGAAGAGGCCGCGGAGUGCAUCUACGAGCACUCAAGUAGAUUCUAAUCACUUUGAAACGAAGCGGCCAUCCAAGUGCUCUAGGCCGAUGUUCUCACCAGGCCCGACGCGACCACCCUUCCGCAUACCGGAAUUCCGCUGGUCCUACAUCCACCAGCGGCUGCUUUCUGAUGUGCUGUUCUCUUUAGAGACUGAUAUACAGGUUUGGCGUAGCCACUCAACCAAAUCAGUGAUCGACUUCGUGAACAGCAGCGAGAACGCCAUUUUCGUGGUCAACACCGUGCAUCUGAUCAGCCAGUUGGCGGAUAACCUCAUCAUUGCCUGUGGAGGUCUGCUGCCUUUGCUAGCGUCCGCCACAUCACCCAACAAUGAACUGGACGUAAUCGAGCCUACACAAGGCAUGCCAGUAGAAGUAGCAGUAACCUUCCUACAACGACUAGUCAGCAUGGCUGAUGUGCUCAUCUUCGCCAGCGCUCUCAACUUCGCCGAGCUAGAGGCGGAGAAGAACAUGUCCAGCGGCGGCAUCCUCCGCCAGUGCCUUAGACUGGUGUGCACGUGUGCGGUGCGCAAUUGCCUCGAGUGCAAGGAGCGGCAGCGGUACGCGGCCGCCCGCGCCGCGCGGCAAGGCGACUCUUCGCCCAAGAGCGUGGUGGCAAGCUUGGCGGACACUUCGAGUCCUGUCAAAGAUCCAGAAAGGCUACUUCAAGAUAUGGACGUCAAUCGACUGCGAGCCGUCAUCUAUCGAGAUGUGGAGGAGACGAAGCAGGCGCAGUUCCUCUCUCUGGCCAUCGUGUACUUCAUCUCCGUGCUAAUGGUGUCCAAGUACCGCGACAUACUCGAGCCGCCCGCGCAUACGGCGCAGGAGUGCGCGCGGAGGCCACACCAUGGCCAUGAUCACGCUCCUGGUACCAUCGCGUGCGCGUUCGUGGGUUUCCGUGGGCGCUCGGCAGGCUCCCGGCCGCUGUUCCCGCAGUGGUCGCACCACGUGUACCCGCAGUUCCUGCCCGGUGCGCACCCCGCCCACCGCCCCGCGCACGCGCACUGCAAGCUCGACUGUCACGCGCACGCACGCAUCGGUAGCUACCGCCCGCACGCAGAACACAACGGUGAUGACGUCGAAUACGCCAUGAUAGUCGUCGACGAGAACAACUCUACUAUGAACGAGUUGGACUCUCCGUCUAUGAAGGAGACGGAAGAGUCAGAUGGAGUCGCGAAAAUUGAGACAAGCACGGACGAAGUGAAACCACACGGAGAGAAGCCGGCCUCAGAGACUUCGGCCUCGAGUUUGCAGGCCCCUACCACGCCUGGGGCCUCGCAGUCCCCAAGUUCUGAGAAAGAAGAACCCCUAUUUAAGUCCAGCCUUCGGGUGAAGCAACCUAAGAUUAAGCCUCCAACUGCAAGGUCCAAAACUUUAUCCGGGAUAACGGUGUCAGUGGUCAAUUUGAGCGUGGACUCUAUCGAGGACGCCGGAUCUUUCCACCUCAACUCGACGGAGACCACCAACAAUGAUCCUGAGUCUUCCAGCGAGAUCGCUUUGGACGAUAACAAACAUCCGGUCAGCAACGACGAAUCGUGGACAGACGUGAACCUCAACGAAGACGGGGAGAGAGGUCCCGCCACCAUUACUGGCAGGACGAGAGACCACGAGGGCAAUAUACAUGAAGACAUUGAGAAAUCCCUUCACGCGCGCAACAACGAGCAUCAUCAUUUGCAGCGGCAUCAGAACAGGAAUCUGCAGGUUGCGCAAAGACAUCUACAUCCGGACAACGAGACAUUAGCCGGCCUAAACGCCAUGAACGCCACAAUGUCAGCGGACGGCGUAUCGCGAGAAGCGUCUCUAACACACAAGUUGGAAACCGCAUUAGGACCCGUCUGCCCACUACUACGGGAAAUCAUGUUGGACUUCGCGCCUUUCCUAUCGAAGACGCUGGUUGGAAGUCAUGGGCAAGAGCUGCUUAUGGAGGGUAAAGGUCUCCAAACCUUCAAAUCCAGCACAUCAGUCGUCGAACUGGUCAUGCUUCUAUGCUCUCAAGAAUGGCAGAACUCCCUCCAGAAGCACGCUGGCUUAGCCUUCAUAGAAUUAAUUAAUGAAGGAAGAUUACUGUCGCACGCUAUGAGGGAUCACAUCGUGAGGGUCGCGAAUGAGGCGGAGUUUAUAUUGAACAGGAUGAGGGCUGAUGAUGUCUUGAAGCAUGCUGAUUUUGAGUCACUAUGCGCCCGCACGAGCAGCGAGCGCGCCGACGAGGAGCGAACCUGCGAACGUCUCAUCGCCGCCGCGCGCCGCCGCGACCACGCCGCCGCCGCGCGUCUACUCGACAAGCUGCGACAUUCUCCAGGCGCCGGCAGUGCCGCGGCUGGAAGCACAAGUCAAUUCUGGAAACUAGACUCAUGGGAAGAUGACGCUCGGCGCAGAAGACGAUUGGUGCCCGACCCGCGCGGGCAGCGGCACGCCGCCGCCGCCUUGUCGCGCUCGCCCGCCGCGCCGCCGCCGAGCGACGCUAUACUGCAGGCAACGGAGGAGCUCCACGCCCGCAUCGCGGCGGGUGGCGCGGGGCGGGGGGCACAACUGCCAACGCCGGCGGCCGCUGAACUCCUUGAUGAUGCUGAACUCCUGGUGGAUGACAGGGAAAUCGAUGCCGAUCUUACCGGCCCAGUGAACAUAAGUACGAAGGCAAGGCUAGUGGCUCCAGGAUUGGUCGCUCCGGGCACCGUUUCUUUGACGUCAACGGAGCUGUACUUCGAGGUCGACGAGGACGAUCCGGAAUAUAAGAAGAUUGACCCUGAGGUUCUAAAAUACUGCGAGCACCUCCACGGAAAAUGGUACUUCAGCGAAAUCCGCGCCAUCUUCUCGCGCCGCUACCUGCUGCAGAAUGUGGCCAUCGAGAUGUUCCUCGCCAGCAGAACAUCAAUAUUCUUCGCGUUUCCGGACCAGGCGACGGUGAAGAAGGUGAUCAAGGCGCUGCCGCGGGUCGGCGUCGGAAUCAAGUACGGCAUCCCGCAAACCAGGCGCGCGUCGAUGAUGUCCCCUAGACAACUCAUGCGCAACUCCAACAUGACGCAGAAGUGGCAGCGGCGGGAGAUCUCCAACUUCGAGUACCUCAUGUUCCUCAACACUAUCGCUGGUCGAACAUACAACGAUUUGAACCAGUACCCCGUGUUCCCGUGGGUCCUGACCAACUACGAGAGCGAGGAGCUCGACCUCAGUCAGCCCUCCAACUACAGAGACUUGUCUAAGCCAAUCGGCGCUUUGAACCCCAGUCGGCGCGCGUACUUCGAAGAGCGCUACAACACAUGGGAGCAUGAGUCCACGCCGCCGUUCCACUACGGCACACACUACUCCACCGCCGCCUUCGUACUCAACUGGCUCGUGCGAAUUGUAAGUCACUUUAGUAUGACUACAUCAUUAUUGCAAUGA